This is a messenger RNA of Patiria miniata (bat star), 2483 nucleotides long. RefSeq names its product forkhead box protein O3-like. Gene Ontology annotation, molecular function: DNA-binding transcription factor activity, RNA polymerase II-specific; RNA polymerase II cis-regulatory region sequence-specific DNA binding. Gene Ontology annotation, biological process: regulation of transcription by RNA polymerase II. The transcript is spliced from 2 exons. The record is from RefSeq and is a predicted model, not a curated record. Lineage: Eukaryota; Metazoa; Echinodermata; Asteroidea; Valvatida; Asterinidae. Gene Ontology annotation, cellular component: nucleus. The coding region runs from base 233 to 1999 and encodes 588 amino acids.
UGCAUAGUGCACUGUAUGUGCGGUUGCAGUACAGUUCAGUUAACGUGUGGCGCUAUGCGAAUUGACUGACAUGAUAUAUCGUGCAUAAAAAUGGUGGCCAGCUGAACUGAACACGGUACCGCGAAGUUGUCCACACUAUUCCUACUUGUCCUACUCGUUGUCAUUUGAUGAUCCACACUCCACAACACCAAAAGACCAUAACUGAAUGCUGUAAAGCUUGGAUUUAAUAACCAUGGCCGACAUUGAUCCCGAUUUCGACGAGCCACAGGCUCGUCCUCGCUCCUGCACUUGGCCACUCCGGCGACCGGACUUUCUGAAGAAACCGUCCGGGCCACAACCGUCGUCCGGGGAAGGCACGCCCGCUGCCGUGGCUGAGGAGAUCCAGGACCCUAAUCUUCCCGUGCAACAGGUCGAAAGUCCCGACAUCAAGCAGGAUUUGGCUGCCGUUGCCACCAACAGAAAGAACUGUUCCCGGAGAAAUGCUUGGGGAAACUUGUCUUACGCGGACUUGAUCACAAAAGCGAUCCAAAGUGCGCCAGAGCAGAGGCUGACACUGUCACAAAUUUACGACUGGAUGGUCAAAAAUGUCCCCUUCUUCAAGGACAAGGGUGACAGCAACAGUUCGGCGGGAUGGAAAAAUUCUAUCAGACACAACUUGUCAUUGCACAGUCGAUUUGUGCGAGUGCAAAAUGAAGGCACGGGCAAGAGCUCCUGGUGGAUGAUCAACCCUGAUGCUAAGCCGGGCAAGUCAUCUCGACGACGCGCAUCAAGCAUGGAUACCAACAAUCCCAAGUGGGAGAAGAAGCGCGGCCGAGCUAAGAAGAAGGUCCUGGAGGAGAGGGCAAAGUGGAGCACCAGUCCCACGCCCAAGUUUGAAGGAGAGCCAGAGAACUCGCUCUCGCUCGCACUGAGCUCGGAGUUCCGUUCCCGAGCCAGCUCCAAUGCCAGCAGCUGCGGUCGUCUGUCUCCCAUCAAUCAGAUCGACGACAUGCAUGAUAACGAAGUCCCACCCAUGUCACCGGUACCCUAUGACCUCGGCCACCACCAGACCCAACCCUACGAGAGUCCCGAUCACUUACACACCGACCAACUGACGUCUCUCGCCCAAGCCAUGAGUCUAAACACCUCCCUAAACGGCUCGGUCAGCUCCGACCUGAACAGUCCCGUUGAGCAGCUCCGAGUCCCGACACCCAUGAGGCCCUCUCCAAAACACACAAGCCGCGGGAAUCUAUUCCAGAACAACGUGACCAGCAACUCUAACAGCUACAUGACGUUCUCGCCGGCACCGAGCUACAGCGGUUCUGACCGGUCCCCCGUACACAGUAACGUCCAAAGCCCUGCGUACAGCCCUUACGGACAGAACUCUGCGAUGAGUCCUAUUCCACAGCAGCAACGCUGCUCCCCAUCCAUGAGUGUCACCGACAUGUCACAGCAGUUCAUUAACAUACCUCAACCUCAACCCGCCUCGUUCUCCAUGAUGCCACAUCAGGAUACCAGUAUGACAACCAACGGGGCCAUCCUGUCGAAACGUGAUCCCAUGCUGUCUCACUCGACCCUCCAACCUGGCAGCAUGAUGCAUCAGCGGCCCACCAACCUGCAGCCGACCUGCCGCGUGCAGACCAACAUGGCGCAAGGCCGGUCCUUACAAGGCUUCAGCCCCCAGACCAGCCCCAGUAACCCCCUCACUUCCAUGCUCCAGCUGAAUCCGGUCAUCACGGCCGCCCAGAAUAACCACAUGUCCAGCCCCACCCACGCAGCCAUGAAUCUCCAGUACACCCAAUCCUCGAUGACCCUACCCAUCCAAAGCAUUCCCAUGAACAGCUCCAACGACAAGGUUCCUAGCGACCUUCAGAGUCUGGACGUUGACAUGUUCAAAGGCAUGGAUUGUGACAUUGAUUCCGUCAUUCGGAAUGAGCUGAUGGACGACGGCAACCUAGAUUUCAACUUUGAGGGACUCAUCAAUCAAACAGUGACGUCAACACCAAGUUGGGUGCAUUAAUAAUCCACAGGUUAGUAUAGCAUCUUUAGUCUUCUAUCCCCUCCUACCUCAUCCUAGUUCACCAAUUUCUCAUUGCUUCCAGAGUUUUGGCAAAAACAAACUUGUCAAAAUUUGUUUUGACUUCAACUUUGAAUCAACAUGGCAUGAGACGCACAGGAUUGGAUGGUUCGCAGCUCAGUUAUUGAAUAGCAAUUUGAGUGAAUUCAAAAUGGAUUCCAUUUUUUUUCUAUAUUUUGUAAAAUUUAAGUUUUGCUCCCUUCAUCUGAGUUCAUUUUUCUAGAGUCAUUGACCUUCGCAGCUGGGUUGGAUUUAAAGGAUCACAUUUUACCGUCAAUAUUUGCUACAGUGUCUGCAUUUUGUAAAUACCAAAUAUCAAUGGAAAUAGGAAACCGAGACAACCAAUCCCACAAAAUCCGCGGAAAGUUGCAUGUAAAAUGCAUGCAACUCAUUCCUCUCCCACUUUCCCAAUGCUACAAAGAUCUGA